AUGUCACCUCCAAAACAGAAUAUCCUCUUCCUCACCAGCCCGGAACAUGGGCAGUCCAACGUCGCACUUGCAGUGGCCGAAGAGUUUCUACACCGUGGGGAGUUUGAAGUCCACAUCGCCUCCUUCAAGGAAUUAUCAGCUCGCGUGCAAGCGAUAAAUGACCAAGCAGAUUACGACCAGGUUAUUCAUUUUCAUCCAAUUGCAGGUCCGUCGCUGGCUGAGAUCGUCACCCGUACAACAUCAGACAUAUCUCAUCUGCCAGGGCUCGCCGGGACGCGUGAUGCAUGUGACAUAUUCAACAUCUCCGUGCUGGGAUGGAAGCCUGACGAAUAUAUACGGUCAUACCGAAGCUGUCUCGCGAUUCUGAAAGAUGUACAUCCGGUCGUCGUGGUUGCAGACCCGCUGUUGCAUCUAGGACUAGAUGCCGCUCGCAGUAUUGAUGCGCGAAUCGCGAUACUUUGGCCUGUGCCUUUGAAAGAUGUGGUUGUAACUGUCCAGCCGAAAGCUGGGUUUUUGUGGAAAUACCCGUUCACCGGAUCGGGAUAUCCAUACCCCCUACCAUGGAGACUGAUCCUUGCGAACAUAUACAUGAUAUUUUGCUUCGCAUUUCGUAUUCGCUUGGGCAAACCCAUGCGCGAUAUUCUGGAUAUUCGAAAGAAAGCAGGAAUCCGGACUGCAUUUCCCCAGGUGGCGCCUUACUGCGAAGACCAUCUGCACCUCUCGCCUGCAUUGCCAGAGAUGGAUUUUCCGUUCUACGUCCCGGAUAAUGUUGUCAGCUGCGGUCCGAUCCUGCGCUCAUAUUCGUCGGUUGUAGAUAGCGAUCCGGCACUGGAUUCAUGGUUGAAGGAGCCAACAAUCCUGAUAUGUCUUGGGUCACAUGUUCAAGCGCCAGAGAAUGAUGCAAUGCAGAUGACGGUGGCCAUACAGGCUGUUUUGCGCGAGUUUCCUAAUGUGCAGGUCUUGUGGAAGCUCACAUAUGACUGGGAAAGCUCACCGGCAGUCAAGAAUAUUCUCUGGCCUCUUGUUAAUUCCGACAAAGUGAGGACCUUUCGUUGGAUCCAGCCAGAGAUUAUAUCUGUUUUGGAAGGCGGCAAUAUAGUUGCAUAUGUCCACCAUGGAGGAGCCAACUCAUUUUUCGAGGCGUGCAAGGCUGGUGUUCCGCAGGUCAUUCUGCCCCAGUGGUUCGACACAUACGAUUGUCCGGCCCGAGUAGAGUGGCUAGGCAUUGGCCUACAUGGAAGUCGCAAUGUGGCACCGAAAAUAAACGGAUUGGAGCUGUCUUUGGCCCUGCUGCGAGUACUAAAGGAUAAAGGGAUUCAGAGACAGGCUAGGGCUAUUGGAGAUUUGUGCAAGAUGACCGAAGGGCGUGUAGUUGCUCAUGAUCACAUCGUACAGUACGCCCAGAAGUAUAUUAAGGGUUUGUAG
Messenger RNA from Penicillium egyptiacum, 1425 nucleotides. Lineage: Eukaryota; Fungi; Ascomycota; Eurotiomycetes; Eurotiales; Aspergillaceae. The record is from the annotation of a GenBank genome assembly.